AUGACGAAACAAAUUCACCCCCAGCUGCUACACAAUUUGGUGCUCCUCCUUAGGGAGAAGAGCCCAGAGGACAGCACGUACGACCCUAGUGUAGACGAACGGAGUGGGUUCCCAACAAGAAACAGCUCCGUCAGCGAUGUUCUUGCUAGCCACGGGGAGGACCACACUACGGGUAAAAAUGGCGAGGAGGAAACUCCCAUCAUCUUUCUCCUCACCCAGAUGGGGAAAGAACUACUCAUACACGAUGACUUAAAUGUUCAAAAAAAGAAAUUCGUUUCGGAGAGCCACUUGGUUAUACAGCGCGACGGCAACUGCGUAACCGUCAGCAGCAAAAAUGGGUUGCUCUACGCUGUGGUUUGGCUUUGCGGGGGAAAGAAGCGAGAGGGAGAGGAGAGGACUACCGCUGAGGAGAAGGUUACGGAGAGGGAACCCCCCACCGAACGCAACAAACACAAUCGUGUACUCUCCACCAUCAAACGAACCUCAAACAAAUUUGAAGCAAACCUAAAUUACUACGUCAGCUACGCAAAGGGGACGUUUCAGCUGAGGAGGAUUCAUCUGCUGGAGUGCAGCCAGAUGGUGUGGGACUUUCAGUUCUGUAAGGGGGACCUACGGAGGAGGAUAAGAUACGCGCACUGGUCAAAGUGCCUCUGCUUUGUGUUGUCUCCUCGGCUGCUCGUUCGGGAGCACGCGCUGUUCCUGUCUGGGUUGAAGACGCCCUUCCUUCGUAAAAUCCGGGCCAUCCUUUCUCUCCUGAAGGAGGAAAACUCCAACCUACGAAGUCCCUACCACUUGGAAGACUACACAAAAAUCUUCCUACACAACUGUGACCAGUUAAACAGAAAAUCGUUCCUCUCCUUUUUAAAACAAAUGGACCACCUGCACGUGCAUGCAGUAAAUUUGAACACCCUCUUUGGUUUGUACUUUAGCGAAACGGAGGAGAACAUCCUAAAGGUUUUCCGAAAAUGCGAGCGGGUUUCGAAGCGCACCAGCCGAAGCGUCUGCCUGGUCCUCGACGGGAUUGACGUGCUGGCGCGGCAAAGCGGUAAAAGCGGCAAAAGCGGCAAAAGCGGCAAAAGCGGCAAAAGCGGCAAAAGCGGCAAAAGCGGCCAGAACUGCGGGGAAGGCCUCGAUGACGGCUGCGAAGACCUCCGCGAUGACAGCCCAGGGGGAGAAGCCAACGACAACGGGCGGCUGCUCACCACGCUGCUGCUGUGCCUCGACAGCAUAGAUAGCUACUCCACGGGGAGGAGGCGGCCUCGGCGGAGAGCGGCCGCUCAACGUGAGCACGACGAAGGCAACACAGGAGAUAACCUAUGCAAGGGGGGAAACCCUGCGAGAGGGGGGCAAAAAAAGAAACACUCCCCCGAGGAAGACCUGGAAGAAGAAGAAGAAGAAGAAGAAGAGUCAGAUCACACGGGGAGCCCUUCAACGGAUGAGGGUGCCAAAAAAAAGUUGAAGAGAAAAAAAUUAGCAACACAUGUAACGUUUGACAUUAAGCAGUUGGCAAAGAUCUACAAAGAAAAGCACACUCAGAUGACGCGAAGGAAAAAAAAAAAAUACAUCAGCAUCGUCGUUUUGAGCGAUUUGGAUUUGAAACACUUUGACGCUUCUCUCACGAGGGCGGGCCGAUUUUUUCACUUCAUAAAAUGUGAGUAG
Messenger RNA from Plasmodium vivax (malaria parasite P. vivax), 1659 nucleotides. RefSeq lists its product as hypothetical. The coding region runs from base 1 to 1659 and encodes 552 amino acids. Lineage: Eukaryota; Apicomplexa; Aconoidasida; Haemosporida; Plasmodiidae. The transcript is spliced from 2 exons. The record is from RefSeq and is a predicted model, not a curated record.